Molecule: messenger RNA, 690 nt
Organism: Onychostoma macrolepis
Lineage: Eukaryota; Metazoa; Chordata; Actinopteri; Cypriniformes; Cyprinidae
Exons: 6
Coding region: 16-480 (154 amino acids)
Source: RefSeq, a predicted model, not a curated record
GAGUAUAAAGCAGAGAUGAAGUGCACUUGGACUGCAGAAAGCAGCAGGAUGAGGAGUAGCGUGCAGCUAGGGCUGCUGUGUCUCAGCCUGCUCAUCUCCAGUCUUCAUGGAGAAGAAGAAGAAGACAAGAGCAUGGAAUAUCCAUUGCAUUUUGAUGAGCCAGAGCUUCAUCAGUUUGAGAUGUACAGAGUACGACGACAGACAGUCUCCACAGAGAAGGAAAAUCCAGUAAAGACUGUAGCUGUUGUGCAACCAAGUGAGAACAGGAAGACUAAGAGAAAACGGCCUCGUCCAGGAGGUCUCACUCCUUUAGGAGACAGUGCAGAUCCAACGAUACACAUCUAUCACCGCACCAAGAGACAAGAAAAAAGCAGGAAUAACAAACGGAAAAAGCGUCCCGGAAGUCAGAGCCUUUUAGCAAGCAUUGGAGUUUUACCGCGGCCUCAGCAGACUGCCAAAGUCAAGAGGGAUGCCGAAUGAAAAAAUUUAAGCAUUAUAUGUGUUCAAGGCUCCUUCCCAGGUUCCCUGAAUCAGGAAAAAAGGAAUAUAUCACCAUGUUUCAUAAAGAGUGUUUCAGGCUCAGGUUAUGCUUGUGAUAAUCAUUUAUAUUUCUACAGCUUUUCUUUUCCAAGUAUAUUUUGGUUAAGUAGUAAUCUCUAUGCAAAAUAAAAUGUAUUUACUGAAUUCUCA